Molecule: messenger RNA, 1615 nt
Organism: Polistes canadensis
Lineage: Eukaryota; Metazoa; Arthropoda; Insecta; Hymenoptera; Vespidae
Gene: Sirt4
Product: NAD-dependent protein deacylase Sirt4
Exons: 4
Coding region: 666-1607 (313 amino acids)
Molecular function (GO): NAD+ binding
Source: RefSeq, a predicted model, not a curated record
UUAGGGAAGUCCCCACCUCCCCUUUGGUGAGAGAGGUUCCUCCCCUCUACUUUACCGGAGGACCCUCGUCCUGACUUCUGGUUACAAGGAGAAGGAGUUGUACUGAUGCAUUGUGCAAUAAUGCACCGCCACCUGCACUCAUUUCGUCACACAUCACGAGCGGUUUUAAUCGACUCUACAGUGUUUGCUUGCUUACUUGCUUAUUUACCUGUUUGCUUACCUGCCUCUACUAUGACUUGCAUUACUUUCGCCAAUUAAACUUUGACGGUCGUCAUUGUGUUUAACUUGAAUAUAAAAAUUCCGUAUAUUAUAAUUUACGAUAAAUCCAAUAUAGCAACCGAUACCACCUUUUUAACAUUAAUUGUAAAACGUAACAAUCCGGCUAUAAUCUCGGAUAACUCAAAUCUGAUUCAUUACAUCAUUUGAUAAUGAUUUAUAAAUAUUUCAUUAUGCAUAUAUGUAUGUAGUUUGAUUACAUGAACAUUUGGUCAUAUAAACGUAAAAUUUCUGCCACACGCCAUUUUUUGACGUAGAAGUUGAGGUUAUGUGGUAUUAAAUGUAUGUAAUGAGAAUAUAAGAAAAUGAGAUACAAAAAUUUGUAAAACAAGAUCAAUAGGUUUUUGAAAGAUAUUGAAAUAUUUUAAACAAUUUUUUUUCUUUUAAAAAUGCUUCAAUCAUCUUUUUUACAGAUAUUAAAAUUUCAAACAUGUAGGAUGUCACAAUUUGCAUUUGUACCUGUAUGCAAUCCUGUCGAAGAAGAAGAUGUACUACAAUUACAAAACUUUAUAGAAAAUAACAACAACAUAUGUGUUUUAACCGGUGCUGGAGUUUCCACCGAAAGUGGAAUUCCAGAUUAUAGAUCGGCAGGKGUUGGUAUUUACGCUAAAAGCAGUCGAAGGCCAGUUCUUUAUAAAGAUUUUUGUUCCAAUGAAUUUAUUAGAAAACGAUAUUGGGCACGAAAUUAUGUAGGAUGGCCUAGAUUUUCAACAUUUCAACCAAAUGACACUCAUAAGACAUUAAAAAAUCUUGAAGAAAUUGGGAAGGUGUCAUGUGUCGUUACACAGAAUGUAGAUAAUUUACAUACAAAAGCUGGAAAUAGAAAUGUGAUAGAACUUCAUGGUACAGCAUUUCGAGUAAUGUGUCUUAACUGCGAUCAUAAAAUAGAACGAGCUAACUUUCAAAAUAUUCUUAAAGAACUUAAUCCGCUUUUAAAUAGUCAUAUUGAAAUGAUAAGACCCGAUGGAGACGUAGAUUUAACUCAGGAAGAAACCGAAGGGUUUAUUGUUCCACCAUGUGAAAAUUGCGGUGGUAUACUGAAACCAGACAUAGUGUUUUUUGGAGAUAAUGUACCUCGUUAUGUUGUAGAAAAUGUUAAAAAUAUAGUUGAACAAUCGAGUUCAUUAUUAAUUCUUGGAACUUCUUUAAGUACAUUCUCUGGUUAUAGAAUUGUACUUCAAGCUUUAGAUGCUAAAAAGUCUAUAAUGUUAGUAAAUAUUGGUAAAACAAGAGCUGACAAUGAUGUACAUAUUAAAAUAGAAGGAAGAUGCGGGGAUGUGCUCUCUAAGGCUUGUAGAUUUAAUGAUUUCUUUGUAGAAAAUAAAAUGUGAUCUUAAAC